Molecule: messenger RNA, 3152 nt
Organism: Chrysochloris asiatica (Cape golden mole)
Lineage: Eukaryota; Metazoa; Chordata; Mammalia; Afrosoricida; Chrysochloridae
Gene: MAP3K2
Product: mitogen-activated protein kinase kinase kinase 2
Exons: 16
Coding region: 62-1918 (618 amino acids)
Biological process (GO): protein phosphorylation
Molecular function (GO): protein binding; ATP binding; protein kinase activity
Source: RefSeq, a predicted model, not a curated record
CAACAAAGAAUGCUGAUGAAAACACCAUUUCUUUAAUUUUCAAAUUGUUGAGCUGGUUGCCAUGAUGGAUGAUCAGCAAGCUUUGAACUCAAUUAUGCAAGAUUUGGCUGUUCUUCAUAAGGCCAGUCGACCAGCGUUAUCCCUACAGGAAAUCAGAACAAUAAAAUCACCUAAAAAACAGAAUGAUGUUCGAGUCAAAUUUGAACAUAGAGGAGAAAAAAGAAUCCUUCAGUUUCCCAGGCCAGUUAAACUGGAAGAUCUGAAGUCUAAAGCUAAAAUUGCCUUUGGACAAUCUAUGGAUCUACAUUAUACCAACAAUGAGUUGGUAAUUCCAUUAACUACUCAAGAUGACCUAGACAAAGCUGUGGAACUGCUAGAUCGUAGUAUUCAUAUGAAGAGCCUCAAGCUACUACUUGUAAUAAAUGGAAGUCCACAGGCUGCUAACUUAGAACCAUUGCCAUCACUAGAAGAUUUAGAUAACACAGUAUUUGGAGCAGAAAGAAAAAAACACCUUUCUGUGAUAGGUUCUACUAGUAGAGAUAGAAGUUCCCCUCCCCCAGGAUACAUUCCAGAUGAAUUACAUCAGGUUGCCCGGAAUGGGUCCUUCACUAGUAUCAACAGCGAAGGAGAGUUCAUUCCAGAGAGCAUGGACCAAAUGCUGGAUCCAUUGUCUUUAAGCAGCCCAGAAAAUUCUGGUUCAGGAAGCUGUCCAUCACUUGAUAGUCCUUUGGAUGGAGAGAGCUAUCCAAAAUCACGAAUGCCUAGGGCACAGAGCUACCCAGAUAAUCAUCAGGAAUUUUCAGACUAUGAUAACCCUAUCUUUGAGAAAAUUGGAAAAGGAGGAACAUAUCCAAGAAGGUAUCAUGUUUCAUAUCACCAUCAAGACUAUAAUGAUGGUCGUAAAACUUUUCCAAGAGCUAGAAGGACCCAGGGAACCAGCUUCCGGUCUCCUGUGAGUUUUAGUCCUACUGAUCAUUCCUUAAGCACUAGUAGUGGAAGCAGUAUCUUUACCCCAGAGUAUGAUGACAAUCGAAUAAGAAGAAGGGGAAGUGACAUAGACAAUCCUACUUUGACUGUAAUGGACAUCAGCCCACCCAGUCGCUCACCUCGUGCUCCAACCAACUGGAGACUGGGCAAACUGCUGGGCCAGGGAGCAUUUGGCAGGGUCUACCUCUGUUAUGACGUCGAUACAGGAAGAGAAUUGGCUGUUAAACAAGUUCAGUUUGACCCUGAUAGCCCUGAGACCAGCAAGGAAGUGAGUGCACUUGAGUGUGAAAUUCAGUUGUUGAAAAACUUGCUGCAUGAGCGAAUUGUUCAGUAUUAUGGCUGUUUGAGGGAUCCCCAGGAAAAAACACUUUCCAUUUUUAUGGAAUAUAUGCCAGGGGGUUCCGUUAAGGACCAGUUAAAAGCUUAUGGAGCUCUUACUGAGAAUGUGACCAGGAAAUACACCCGCCAGAUUCUAGAGGGUGUUCAUUAUUUGCACAGUAACAUGAUUGUUCAUAGAGAUAUCAAAGGUGCAAAUAUCCUGCGAGACUCAACAGGCAAUGUCAAACUAGGAGACUUUGGGGCCAGCAAACGGCUUCAGACAAUUUGUCUCUCAGGGACAGGAAUGAAGUCCGUAACAGGCACACCAUAUUGGAUGAGUCCUGAAGUAAUCAGUGGAGAAGGCUAUGGCAGAAAAGCAGAUAUCUGGAGUGUAGGCUGUACUGUUGUAGAAAUGCUAACUGAAAAGCCUCCUUGGGCUGAAUUUGAAGCAAUGGCUGCCAUCUUUAAAAUUGCUACCCAGCCAACAAACCCAAAGCUGCCACCCCAUGUCUCAGACUAUACUCGCGAUUUCCUCAAACGGAUUUUUGUAGAGGCCAAGCUGAGACCCUCAGCUGAUGAACUCUUGAGACAUAUGUUUGUGCAUUAUCACUAGCAGCCAAUUAUCUUUCCUGUGCCUCUACCCAGCUACCAUUGAUUCAUUCACCAUCUCUCUAACUGCACUUUUCUUUUUUAUAAAAAGGAGAGAUGAAGAAGAAAAAAAGACAAGAGGGAAUGGAUUUUUCUUGAUUCUUCGUUAAAAUUUUUUAAUAAUAAUAGCAGCCUAAAUUUUUUUAUAGCUUAUUUUUCCCUUACAAGAACUUGCUUUUUUUUUUUUUUUUUUUUUCAGUUUUUAUAAUGUACUAAUGUGGUUCAGAGAGAUAAAGCACUUUAGUACAUAGUCUCUCUUUUUAAUGAAAACAAAUAAUUUGGAAUGCCUAAAGAUUGUAGAGUUUUUCCUAUAUCACUGGCAUAUUUGUGGUGAUAGGGGAGAAAUGGAAAACAGGAAAUGAAAAUGAUGUAAGUUUGUAAUUUUUAAUGUUAGUAUUUAAAAUAGAUCCCCGUUUGGGGGGUUGAGCCCUAAACUUGAGUAUAGGAUAGGUACUCAAAGAAUAUGGAUUCCUUCUUAUAUCUGUAUUCUUUAUAUUCUAACCUCUGUCUACCAAGCUUUUUGCUCAGUAGGAAUCUUAAUAAAAAGUAUGAAUCUGUAAGAGGUACACUUAGUUGCUAAUCCUAACAUGUAUGAUAAGAAAACACACUAUAUACUAGAUCCAUUUUACUGGACUCUAUAAACCUUGAAGGAUGGUUUUCUGCAUAAAGGGCAGGGGGGAAAGAUGCUAUUUUAUUUUAAAGUGAUUACAGAAAGUCAGUAGAACUCCAAAAUCAAAUACAAGAAGAGACUGUUCUUAUUAAAUGUUGUGAGCAGUAGAAGAGAGACCAUAUUUGCCAAUUAAUAGAAUUAAUGGAAAAAAGAACUAUGAGUUUAAUAGGUUUUAAACGGUGUUCUUUAUUUGAGGUAAAAGUUCCAAAAUUAAGCAAAGGAGAAAUAAUAAAAAUCAUGUAUACUAUCUUCCUAUUCCUAGCUCCUGAUUCCCCAUAGAUAAUAUUCUUUAGGAAAUAAGAGUUCAACCCAGAAGAUCUGUGUUUUAAAGUUAGUGUCCUGAAGUGGAACCCUCAUCCUUAAGAUCACAGAAUAAUAAAGCACCUGUAAAAACAGCAUCAUGGUGGGUUUCAAUGUGACGGAGAAGGGGGGGACAAUUUUGCUUGUUAUUUGGCAAUGCCUGGAGUCAUUUUUGGUUGUCACAACUGGGGUAUUGUUAUUGGCAUCUAAUGGGUAGAGGUCAAGGAUG